This is a messenger RNA of Entelurus aequoreus (snake pipefish), 1375 nucleotides long. RefSeq names its product immunoglobulin superfamily member 11-like. The record is from RefSeq and is a predicted model, not a curated record. Gene Ontology annotation, molecular function: ionotropic glutamate receptor binding. The transcript is spliced from 7 exons. The coding region runs from base 20 to 1375 and encodes 451 amino acids. Gene Ontology annotation, cellular component: cell-cell junction. Gene Ontology annotation, biological process: homophilic cell-cell adhesion. NCBI's taxonomy places the organism in Eukaryota, Metazoa, Chordata, Actinopteri, Syngnathiformes, Syngnathidae.
CGUACAUGCACUGGAUGUGAUGGUGUCUCAGAGCAGCAUCCAGGUCGCCCGAGGCCAAGCAGCCGUCCUGCCUUGCUCCUUCACCACCAGCGCUGCUCUCAACAACCUCAACAUCAUCUGGAUGGUGAUCCCACUGUCCAAUGCCAACCAGCCUGAACAGGUGAUUAUCUACCAGGGCGGCCAGGUGUUCAGCCUCGCCAACCACCUCAACGGUCGUGUGGGGUUUGUGUCCACCAUGCCAAGUACAAGUGCCUCCAUCUUCAUCAACAACACCCAGCUGUCAGACACGGGGACCUAUCAGUGUCUGGUCAACAACCUCCCGGACAGAGGGGGGCGCAAUAUUGGUGUCAUCGGGUUGACUGUGCUAGUGCCCCCUUCGGUGCCGGCCUGCCGGAUUCAGGGAACGCUUGAUGUGGGCAGCGACAUCAUGUUGUUUUGCAACUCGGACGAAGGUAUUCCCACACCGUCCUACUCGUGGGAGAAGCUGGACGCGCUGCCCAAGCUGCCGCACAACGCCAUGCAAGACCAGAUGCAGGGCACUGUAACGCUGAGAAACAUCAGCACCAGCACCUCAGGACUCUACCAGUGCACCUCCAGCAAUGUUAUAGGCAAGAGCACAUGCUUGAUCAAUCUGCAGGUUGUCGCGCCCCAGCCUCAGAGUGUUGGUCUGAUAGCAGGAACAAUUGCUACCGGAGUGCUGGCCAUCAUCAUCUGCUCCAUGUUAGUUGUGGUCACCCUUUACUACUGGAAGAAUAAGAACAAGUAUGACGAGGAGGAGAUCCCCAAUGAAAUCAGGGAAGACGACCUCCCACCGAAGAGGUCGUCGUCAGUGAAGGCUUUCCACGCCGACGCCUCCUCUUCAGAGAACGACACCCUGACGUCCACCAACACCUACAACAGUCGCUACUGGCACAACCCCAAACCCAACUACGACACCAACUCGUACACGCGCUACAACGGGGACACGCGGCAGACCUUCUCCAACGCGGUCCACGGCGUACACGGACACAGACAGUCCCAGAACCCGGGGCACGGCCACGGCUCGGCGGUGCCGCCGGCGCCGGGCUCGGCCCCACUGUCUCGCCACGCCCAGCCCGCGACGACGACUUCCUCCUUUGCCAACGGCAGCCACACGCUCCCGCCGCCCAAGACCCUGGUGGUCACCACGAACUCCGCCCCCUCCCCGUCCACCAUGGUGCGCAGCAACGGCUCCGUGAGCCUCAAGCCCGUGGUGACGCCCACGCACGGGCAACAUACGCACUCCUACGCCGUGAGUCAGCGGAGCAUUAUCAAUGUGCCCGUCAGUCCGUGGGACAUCCCAGAGGAGGAGGGCAAGAGGCAGCCCCCCGCCAACCUCGCCCAUCCAUCAUCAUGA